Saprolegnia parasitica CBS 223.65 is the source of this 783-nucleotide messenger RNA. RefSeq lists its product as hypothetical. The transcript is spliced from 3 exons. The coding region runs from base 1 to 762 and encodes 253 amino acids. Lineage: Eukaryota; Oomycota; Saprolegniomycetes; Saprolegniales; Saprolegniaceae. The record is from RefSeq and is a predicted model, not a curated record.
AUGCCGCACCCGCGUCCGCAGCUACCGACGAGCGCCAAGGAAUCGUGGGACGCCAACUUGGCCGACCUCGCGACGAUCUUGAGUCGAUACAAGCACGAGCUCGAGAAGCUCCUCGAUAGUAACGCUGCUAAGGCGCCGCCAUCGACUCCGACCAAGCAAGUCAUUGCCGCGACGUCCGAGGGCAGGGUCAACGCACCUCCAUGCACCGCCGAGACGAACGAGGCAGCUUGGACCGCCCGUGUCCCUGUCAGCCGUGAUGUAUCCCGCGAUGCACCCGAAUGCAACGUUUUGCCGCUCGAGCACAACAUGUCAGACAGUACGACGACCGAAUGCAAGAUCGAGGAUGCGAUGAUCGCAUCUCCCGGGACAAACGACUUGUUGGCGAUCCCAACUACCGUCCAGAAACCUGCAACCUUUUUAACCGAAAAGUGGUUUAUCUCGGCGCCUCCGAUGCCAACGUCGUCGGAUGCGGCAUCGUUCCGCUUUCGCGUGUUUGAUGCGCCCGUCCCGACAGAGCCGCACGUUUUGUCCCUUGAUUUUGUCCCAAUGUCGCUGGCUCUGCCGGCGGAUGGACGCCGCUGGAACCACACGGUCGCGUCAUCGCUGCGACCACGCUGCGUCGACGAUAGCAUGUGGCCAUUGCCUGCGUCCGUCUCGUCGGGCUACCGUCAAAAGCAAGACCACCUUCUCCACGCAGGGCUGCACCACCGACUGUGGUCGUCGAAAAGCUCCAUUGCUGCAUCCACCACCACGAGUAUCUAAGAAAAAAGAAAAACCCAUACG